This is a messenger RNA of Nematostella vectensis (starlet sea anemone), 4265 nucleotides long. RefSeq names its product hemicentin-1. Lineage: Eukaryota; Metazoa; Cnidaria; Anthozoa; Actiniaria; Edwardsiidae. Gene Ontology annotation, biological process: cell adhesion; axon guidance. Gene Ontology annotation, molecular function: protein binding. The transcript is spliced from 11 exons. Gene Ontology annotation, cellular component: plasma membrane. Bases 307 to 2733 code for a protein of 808 amino acids. The record is from RefSeq and is a predicted model, not a curated record.
CUACAAGGGGUAACCGCGAUUUUAUGCCGUGCACUUUCGUUUCUAAUGACGAUAAUGUAAAAUCUACCACAAGAUGCGUGAACUUAUUCGUCGGUGGUGUCGUCGGCAGAAAAAAAUAAAGACAAGCGGGUACCUUGGGAACCACAACCAAAUGCCGUUGGGUCAACAAGUUAUCAGUCUCAGAUCGUUGCGUCACCUCAACGGCAUAUCAGGUCGCGCACCCCAACGCGAUGAAAAUAAUAUUUUCGAGAGUAGAACUCUGAGUAAGCCUAUAUGCUUUUAUAAGGAACGAAACAGAUCCCAACUAUGGCGGGAGACGCAGACAAACCGCGCAAGACAAAUCGCUCCAAGUGGAACAUUUUAAUCGUAUGCCACAUCGUAUUCUCCAUCGUACUAGCCGCACUUGUGAUACAUAACUAUGUCAAGAACGAAUCCAGAUUCAAGGAGCUCGGGGAAAAGCUCGAGCGGUGCGAAACUAUCAGGGAUUUAGCCUCAGAAAUGACGGUGUCUGUCUCAACGUCAACGCCAAGGGUAGUCCAGGAUCUCAGCGCGAUGUUAAGAAGAAGUCCCCAAGAGAACGAAACGAGUGAGAUUAGCAGAACUACCAUCAAAACAAAAAUCAAAGCGGGCUUUAUUGAGGCUCAGGAGGAAAACACAACAGAGGUCGGACACGAGGGCUUUCUUCCUGAAACUGGUCCUGGAAUUCAGGCAAAUCACAUGCAAAAUAACAUUACUGCAGUGAACGAGAGUUCUCCUGAGAAACAUUUCAAAGGAUCAGAUGGAAAUUUGUCACGAGGUUGGUACAAAGGAAGUGAGGUUGAUCCAAGGUCCUGUUUAGAGCUGCUCAAGUCGAUCCUGGUGAACGAGAGCCAAAAAAUCUGCACAGAUUUACGAGGGCCGCGAGGUCCACCGGGAAGUCGCGGGCCGCGAGGGUUCACGGGGACACCAGGAGAGCAAGGCAAACCCGGUGGCUCACAUGCAGUUGGUGGCCAGCAAGGCGAAGGAUGUUCUGGGACCAUGCUUGCCCCUCCACUUUUCCUAGAAACUCAACCCACGUACAUAUCACGUGAGGGCAUCUCCAUAAAAAUGACGUGCAAUACCACAGCUAAUCCGUCAGCUAAUAUAAUGUGGUUUCGAAAUGACGUCAUACUGACUGGCAGGCGAUAUCAAAUUUCACAGAGUGUCAUGGAGUCUCAAAUCCCCCGCAGGAUUCAGAUGCUAUGCCCAAGCAAGGUCCCUCAUCCUAUCACGCAAAGCACUCUGGUUAUAAAGGAGACACGUGGAUCGGAUACAGGGACAUACACCUGUAGGGCACGUAAUAUGAUGGGAGCUCGGGACUACCAUGUGGAUCUGAUAGUGCAGGUCCCGGUAGCGAUUGUAGUUCGACCCGAAAACCAAACGGAGUUAGAGGGAAAUGAAGUCUCAUUAAACUGCAAUGCAUCCGGGAUACCAGCCCCAAGCAUCACGUGGUAUAGACAAGAUGGUGGCUACAUGCCUGUCAAUCAUCGCGUUGUCAAUGGAGACCUUAUUAUCUCUAACAUCACAAAGUCUCUGGAAGGGACUUAUGUGUGCGAAGCAAAAAACGUCUUAGGAGCAAGGACCAAAGAGGCGACCGUGUUGGUUAACAUUGCACCUCGUCUGACCUCACUACAUAAAACCCCGCUGACCAUCGUUGAGAAUAGCACCGCCGUCGUGCCCUGUACCAGCACAGGGUUCCCAACUCCGGAAAUAUCUUGGUCAAAGAUUGGUAACUCAAUGGAUGUUUCUCGUAUGUCUUACGACUCCCAAGCGUUGAUUAUAAAGGAUGUUCGGUACUCCGACAGGGGGACUUAUGUCUGCUCUGCUACAAACGAAGAGGGACGAGUUAAUGGAACCGUAACCGUCAUAGUACAAGUUGCGCCACGAGUUCACCAACAGCCAAAAGCCAUAGAAUUCGGCUAUCGCCCUGCAUCCAAAGAGCUUCAGCUUCGUGUGUUUGGCUUUCCUCCUCCUAACAUCACGUGGUCAGGCCCUGCGUUACGUCACUCAAAGUCACGAGUAAACCAAUCAGAUGGCUCAUUGAUGAUCAUGCGUACUGAGUUCAGAGAUUCCGGCGAAUAUCAGGCUAUAGUAAAAAAUGUUGUUGGGCAGGCUGUGAUACGGACAUUCUUGGUGGUCAAUCAAGGGGUUGCACCUCUCUUGAUGUCAUUUCCGACUACCCCGCUGACCAUCGUUGAGAAUAGCACCGCCGUCGUGCCUUGUAUCAGCACAGGGUUCCCAGCCCCAGUAAUCAAUUGGACAAAGAUUGAAAACUCUAUGGAUCCUUCUCGUAUGUCGUACGACUCCAGAGCGUUAACCAUCAAGGACGUUCGGCUAUCGGACGUCGGAACUUAUGUCUGUUCUGCCACAAACGUAGCGGGACAAGUCAAUGGUAACGUUACCGUCAUAGUGAAAGGUGUUCAAAUUAAGCUGUCCCACGGAUCGUAUGGUCGUGUUGAGGUGUUCCACAAUGGUCAGUGGGGAACGGUGUGUGACGACAAUUGGACCAUCAAAGAAGGGCGUGUCGUAUGUAGAUGGCUUGGGUAUCGGUCCGUAGUCUCUGUUCAUACAGGAGCUCAUCAUGGGCAAGGAAGUGGGCCGAUAUGGCUUGAUGAUGUUCAUUGCUCUGGCAAUGAGGCUACCCUGUUCUCCUGCAGAUUUAGCAACAAGCAUAAUUGUAGUCACGGCGAGGAUGCGUCAGUUCAGUGUAAUUAGAUAAGGGCGCGGAGCCUGGUACGGACCAAACACCAUCAUUACUGAUACUGUUAUCAUAACUUUAUGACCACCAUAAUUUUAAACACUAUCAUAACCAUCACCAUCACUACAUUCGUCACCACAAUUAUCGUCGCCGUCAUCACUAUCGCAGUUAUCAACAUCACCCCCAUCGUAGCAAGCGUUUCGCGAAGAAUGGGGCGAGCGCAAAAAAAGAGAAGGGAGAGGGAGAGGGGGAAGAAGGAAACGCUUGCAAGCACUCAUUGUCUUUUUGACAGCGAAGAGUCUGCGAUCAUUUUCUGAUCGCGGAAUUCGAGGCUUCCUAUUAGCGAGGCGCGGCUAACGCUGAGUGACAUUUCGCAGAUUCACACUCACAAUUUCUCAAAAUAGCAUCGCACAAGGAUCCACUGAAAGAGUGUUUAACUGGAACAGGGAUGCGUUAUACAAACAGCUAUUGUGUAGAGGAAAUUCGUUAUCAGUUUUGUCUCUUGGUCUUAGCUAGAAUAUAUUCCAACUUGAGGAGAAUUCAAAGAAAGACAACAUAUGCUCGCUUGUUAACCGUUCGCACCGUCAAGGUGGAAUCGUGACGUUUGAGUUGGUUUGGAACUUUUUUGCAGCUUGCAGUUUGGCUCUUUCCUUGUCUAUGUAAAUUUACGGUAGGUUUCCGAGCCGUGUGCAUGAAAAAUGUGAUGUUGAGAUUGCUUUAAGCUCUGCAUGUGUGUGUUCGCAUCGAAAUUAGCUUUUAUAUACAAAACAUGACAACCCAACUUGCGCUCAAUGUGAUGUCGAAAGUCGCAUUUGCAAACUUUGGAAUUCUUAGUUUGAUUGAAACUCAUUGAAACUCCACAGAAACGCUUGCUACGCAGGCUACCCCCAUCAUCGCCUAAUCAUCACCACCCCCAUCACCAAAAUUACUAUCACUCAGCUACCAAUAUCACCAUCCAAGGGGGGGGGGGGGGGUUGGGCACUGAAGGCACAUGUCCCCUCAAAUAUUUUAAAAAUGUAUAAGGAAAUGACCAGUAAGGUAGUGGGUCUGUCCCCUGUAUAUAUAUCUUAAUGCACCCCUAAUAUUUCGAGGCCUGCUUCGGCACUUCUUUCAUCACCACCAUUAUCACCAAUAGUAAUGAUUGCCGCCACCAUUAUCACCAAUAGUGAUGAUUGCCGCCACCAUUAUCACCAAUAGUAAUGAUUGCCGCCACCAUUAUAAUCACUACUACCACCACCAUCAUCAUUAAUACCAUAAUUAGAGCCAUCACAAAAAAAUUAACCAUCAUGAUCAUCAUCAUUAUCAUCAUCAUCAUCAUCAUCAGCGCUAUCACCACAACCAUCACCAACACUAUCAUUACCAUGGCAUAAUCAUCAGCAUCAGCAUCAUUAGCGUCUCUCAGAGAAAUUCUUCUUGAGAGGAUAUGUUGGAAUCAACCUAAUUCUAUUUCAAUGUAUUUAUACCAAGGUACGAUAAGUAGAAAAAAGGUCACUACGUAUUCAAACUUAUAGCAACUUUAAUACUUUAAAAUAAAAUUUAGAUUUUUAAA